GUUAACAAUUUUUGGACGUGUAUUUUUCUACACAUGUUACUUUUGAGUAAUUUAUUACUAUAAAUACCUUGUAAAUAACAUUUAUAAAUAAUUUGGACGUUUGAAUAAUAGUGUUAAGUGAAUCUAACGACAACUGCCAUGGGGGACGACCAAAAGAUGGAUCAUCGAGCUAGGAAACGUAUCAAAGAAGUCAAGAGGAAAGCGAGACCAGAACUUGCUGAUAAAGCUGCGUGGAUGCAGCAUGGAUACGUCAAGAAAUUCGACAAGUUCUGGGACUUUAAGGACAACGUCGACAGAAUCGAUGAGUCCAAGGUGCCCUGCGAUGAGUUUAUAGAGAGAUACGAAAAAAUUUACAAGCCUGUGAUAAUUCAAGGUGUUCAGAAGGAUUGGAAGGCCCAGUACAAGUGGACGAUAGAGAGAUUAGCCAAAAAAUAUCGUAACCAAAAAUUCAAAUGCGGCGAGGAUAAUGAGGGCUACAGCGUCAAAAUGAAGAUGAAGUACUACGUGCAGUAUAUGCAGAAUAAUGACGACGACUCACCUCUGUACAUCUUUGACAGUUCCUUUGGGGAGCAUCCCCGUAGAAAAAAAUUACUAGAUGAUUAUAUUAUUCCAAAAUAUUUCAGUGACGACUUAUUCCAACACGCUGGUGAACACCGGCGACCGCCUUACCGUUGGUUCGUCAUGGGACCAGAGAGAUCUGGUACAGGGAUCCACAUUGAUCCCCUCGGUACGAGUGCCUGGAACGCCCUGAUCUCAGGCCACAAACGCUGGUGCCUCUUUCCCACCCACACACCCCGUGAACUCCUCAAGGUCACUGGAGCUGAGGGUGGAAAACAGCGUGACGAAGCAAUCACGUGGUUUUCUGUUAUUUAUCCAAGAACAAAGUUACCAACGUGGCCUCAGGAUUGUCUACCCAUUGAAGUCCUCCAGAAUCCUGGCGAGACUGUUUUUGUACCUGGUGGCUGGUGGCACGUGGUCCUUAAUCUUGAUGAAACUAUUGCUGUUACACAGAACUUCUGUUCACGCACGAAUUUUCCUGUUGUUUGGCAUAAAACGGUUCGUGGAAGACCAAAGUUGUCCCGCAAAUGGUUAAAAGUAUUACGAGAGAAGGAGCCGGAGUUGGCAUCUCUCGCUGAGACGAUUGAUGUGAAGGAAGAGACAGGAGUGGCGAGUGAUUCUUCCAGCGGUUCCUCCAGCAGUUCCUCGAGCAGCAGUUCGAGUUCACAGUCCGAGGACAGUGAGGACGACAGCGGACAAGAGUCCCUCUCCGCCCACAAAAAGAAGAAGAGAAGAAAGCUGAACAACCAGCUCUGACAGUGUUACCUCCUCCAAGCCGUCAGUAAACUACGACUGUACAGUAUUAACCAAUUAUUAUUGUUUAUACUGAUAAUAAAUACUAUAAUUGCGAUGAUCUUCCUGUUCGUAAUAAAAUGAAUGCUAGAUUAUGCCAAA
Molecule: messenger RNA, 1452 nt
Organism: Diachasma alloeum
Lineage: Eukaryota; Metazoa; Arthropoda; Insecta; Hymenoptera; Braconidae
Gene: PSR
Product: bifunctional arginine demethylase and lysyl-hydroxylase PSR
Exons: 6
Coding region: 139-1314 (391 amino acids)
Biological process (GO): phagocytosis
Cellular component (GO): nucleus; cytoplasm
Molecular function (GO): P-TEFb complex binding; histone H4R3 demethylase activity
Source: RefSeq, a predicted model, not a curated record